AUGUCUCGCGCCUGGGUGUUCCGCGCCAUCGCGACCGCCGCCUGCGUAUGCGCAUGGCCGGCGACCGGGGACUUCCUCCGCGGCGGCCAGCGCAGCAGGGUGAUGGAGAUGACCGAGGCCACGUCACAGGUCAUUUUCGAGGAGAACACGCUUUUCCGCCGGCCUAUCCUGGUAUUGUUCCGGCCAAAUAGCGGGCCGCGGCUGGCUGAGGAGAGCGAGGUCCGGGCCGCCCUCGACAAGCUCGACAAGAGGUUCUUCGUGGUCUUCUCCGGGGACUUGACCGCAACGGAGCUGAAGAUGAUGAACACGAUGGGCCUCUUCCAGCGCGAGCAGCUGCCACUGCUGGCCGUGCUGUCAUUCGACUUCCACGCCGACAACCCCCAUGCUGACUUCCACACGUUCCGCUUCAGGGGCAACAUCACGAAGCAGGCGGUGCUCGAUUUCUCGCAGGACUACCUCGGCGGCAAGCUGCGGCCAGAAGGAAUCCUCAGCGAGCCGCCGCCCGAGGGAGAGGGCUACGACGGAGACGUCCGGCACCUCGUGGGUUUAAAUUUCGACCAGGCGACGGCGAUGGCGAACCUGGCCCUCUACCUGGACCAGGGCGUCGGCGGCCCAAGGGACGCGGAGGAGGCAGCCGCCUGGCGGACCCGGGCGGCGGGCGCGAGCGGCUAG
Molecule: messenger RNA, 672 nt
Organism: Prorocentrum cordatum
Lineage: Eukaryota; Dinophyceae; Prorocentrales; Prorocentraceae
Source: the annotation of a GenBank genome assembly